This is a messenger RNA of Fulvia fulva, 1095 nucleotides long. RefSeq lists its product as uncharacterized. The transcript has a single exon. Gene Ontology annotation, molecular function: glycosyltransferase activity. Gene Ontology annotation, cellular component: Golgi membrane. Lineage: Eukaryota; Fungi; Ascomycota; Dothideomycetes; Mycosphaerellales; Mycosphaerellaceae. The record is from RefSeq and is a predicted model, not a curated record. Bases 1 to 1095 code for a protein of 364 amino acids. Gene Ontology annotation, biological process: protein N-linked glycosylation.
AUGGCAUCAACAAAGGGUAGUAUAUAUACUGUCGGUGACGUGGAGUCCGAUGAGGUACACCACAGCCUCGCCAGAAUGAGGUUCAUCAUGGCACGAACGUCAAUACUCUUCCUUUUCAUUGUCUCACUGAUAUUAGCAACGUUCGAGUUCACCAAAAUGUAUCACGGUAUGCAUGUACGGAUACAGACUUCAUCGACAGGUCUGGAGACAUUCGAGCCUACUUCAUACUUCUUCCACAAGAGUACCGCCAUCAACAACAGGCUGACCAAACUUGUCGGCCUCAACUGGACCUCGCCCCAACGACCAACGAUAGGGAAGUGUACAGUCGCUCACGGCAAACACAACGAGGCUUACCAGAGAGCCAUCGACACCCAUCUGGCGCACAGCAAGGUGAAUGGGUACACGAUGUUUCUGCUACAUCAACCGAUCCUGGAUGGUCUCUGGUCAAAAGAAGCCGCCCUCCUCGAAGUUCUCUUACUACAGCUCGCCAAGCCAGCAGAAGAACGACUUGAGUGGCUCAUGUGGUUUGACGCAGACACUGUCAUCAUAAACAAGCUCAUCUCACUCGAGAUCUUCCUUCCACCAGCACAUCGCCCCGACGUUCACCUGCUGUUCACGAAAGACUGGAACGGCCUCAAUAACGGUGUUUUUCUGAUCAAAGUCUCUGCCUGGAGCGUGGACUUUGUGUCAUCGAUCGUUUCCUUUCGAACAUACAGACCCGAGGAGGAGCUGGAGUUCACUGAGCAGUCAGCCAUGGAGAAGGUCAUGCAGAUGGAUCAAUAUAAAGAUCACGUCGUCCAAUGCCCGUCCCAAUGGUGGAACGCUUAUCCGAACGAUGGCGGCGAGGAGAAUGUUCACUUCGACCAUCGCCCAGGUCAGCUGCUUGUACAUUCUGCCGGCAUUGGAGACAAAGGAAAAGUGAUUGACGAGUGGCUCGGCAAGCUUGCACAUCAACGAUACUUGUACGCAAUGCCUGCGUCGGGGACGAAUUACAAAGAACAGAUCGAGGCGUUCUGGCGAGGGCUCGAUGAGGAGCGUGAAGCUAAUGAUGACAACGAUACAAAGGAUGAUCCCAGACGCGCACUUUGGGACUGA